GAUGAAGUUGAACGCGGAAAUAGAGUUGGAUCUGUACUGCGCUGUGCGAUACGUGAACCAUGGCAGCUCCAAGUAGAAAACAAGUGCUUAAAUUUCUAUGUCAAUUUGGGGCGUUUAUAUUAACCCGGUUCGGGUUCUGGAACUGCUUCAGUAUGUUAAUGCUCUUUGCCGAGCGGGCUGAUGCGAAAAGAAAGCCUGACAUCCAGGUGCCGUACCUGUACGUGGACAUGGGGGCGGCGGUGCUCUGUGCCAGCUUCAUGUCCUUCGGGGUGAAGCGGAGGUGGUUCGCCCUGGCCGCCGCCAUGCAGCUGGCCGUCAGCACCUAUGCGUCUUACAUCGGAGAGCAGGUGCACUACGGCGACUGGCUCAAGGUACGGAUGUACUCCAGAUCCCUGGCCAUCGUCGGGGGCUUCCUGGUCCUGGCGAGUGGUGCGGGGGAGGUGUACCGGCAGAAGCACCGCACGCGGUCCCUGCAGUCCACGGGACAGGUCUUCAUCGGGGUCUACCUCAUCUGUAUGGUGUACUCGCUCCAGCACAGCAAGGAGGACCGGCAGGUCUUCCUGAGCCACAUCCCGGGCGGCGAGGUGACCCUGAUGCUGAUGGUGCUGCUCUUCGGAGUGCUGGCCCUGGCCUUCCUCUCGGGCUGGUACAUCCGGCUGGCGGCGCAGGUCCUGGCCACUGUCCUGCCCCUCGUCAUCCUCUUCAUCGACGGCAACAUGGGCUACUGGCACCACACGCGCAAGGUGGAGUUCUGGAACCAGAUGAAGCUGAUCGGCCACAACGUGGGGAUCUUUGGCGCCGUGCUCAUCCUGGCCACCGACGGAUGAGUCGACCUUUCCUCUGGUUGUUUAGGGGGAUGGUGUUCUUUUUGCCGCGAUGACAGCCCGACAGAGACACGCGAAGAACCUGCUCACGGGAUGGGGUGGAACUGUUUGCUUUUUUGUUUUGUGAGGCCGUCCGUCUUUAAGCUCGAGCUACCCUUCUGUCGACGGUCAAUAAGAAUUCACACACACACACACACACACACACACACACACACACACACACACACACACACACACACACACACACACACACACACACACACACACACUCACUAGCAUUUGCAGCGUGGCGGUGUUGGGUUGCUUGCAGUGUACGCCACAGUCUCUUGCCUGUUGCUGUUCCAAGGAACCAAAAAUUGUCCAUCCUCAUUUUUUUAUGGGAUUUAUUUAUUUGAAUUUUAUAAGUUAUAAAGUCACGUUUACAGUAGGUCUUUUUUUACGGUCGUACUCUGAGUCCUGAUGAAAUGAGCUUUAACGAUGUUAUGAUAACUUACUGUUAUGGUGUUGGAUUGGGACCACAGAGGGAAAGGUUUAAAUCCAUGUGGGGAAUUUUCUAUGAAAGAGGAAGGCUGCAGUACAAAACCAUAUAGCAUUGAACUGUAUUGUGUUGCUUUUGUAAAUGUCAUUGUAAACAUGUUUCUCAUGAAUGUAUCUUUCAUUCAAUUUAAUAAACUUGCCCAGCUUUUGUAAUAUGUGGUUGCAUUUUCUUUUUAAAAUAUCAUGAAACUUUUUCUAGCAGCUGCUCGGCUACAAUAAUGUACUGUAUCAUGUACGGUAAGGCGAAAAUCUCUAGAAG
Messenger RNA from Gadus chalcogrammus (walleye pollock), 1620 nucleotides. RefSeq names its product transmembrane protein 101 (gene tmem101). NCBI's taxonomy places the organism in Eukaryota, Metazoa, Chordata, Actinopteri, Gadiformes, Gadidae. Gene Ontology annotation, biological process: positive regulation of canonical NF-kappaB signal transduction. The transcript has 4 exons. The coding region runs from base 60 to 827 and encodes 255 amino acids. The record is from RefSeq and is a predicted model, not a curated record.